Molecule: messenger RNA, 537 nt
Organism: Puccinia graminis f. sp. tritici CRL 75-36-700-3
Lineage: Eukaryota; Fungi; Basidiomycota; Pucciniomycetes; Pucciniales; Pucciniaceae
Exons: 3
Coding region: 1-537 (178 amino acids)
Source: RefSeq, a predicted model, not a curated record
AUGGAUGGUCAUAAAAUCCCCGAAAAGGCCGCAAAAGAUGAGUCUAAAGUGCAUGAAAAUCCCGGCCAGUUAGCGUGUUUUCAUCGUAGUAUGCACAAAUUAGCAAAGUUAUUAAUGCUGAAGAUGUACAAUAUCGGGGUAUUUUGUUCUAUGUUUAUCACUCUGGAUUUUGUGGCCUUUGGAUUUGUAAAAGUGUGCAUUUUGCUUUUGGAAAGGUACCACUCGAUGCAGUUCAGCAGCAGCUUGAAUAUCAAGUGGUCAGCAUUCCACAAAAUUGCAAGCCAUCAAGUGGAAGUGAUCAGCGCCUUCUUGGUUUCCAAAAGACAGUUUUGCGAGAAGAGCCUCAAGGAGAGGAGAGGAAGGCGUCGAAGCGAAGAUCAUGAAUGCCAAUCCAUCACCCAAAAAGUCCAUGGGACAACCACGAGAUGCAAUCGCAAAGCUCACGACAUUUCCAAACAGACUAUAGUUCUUUGGACUUGGAAUAUCGCCGGAAGUGAUGGUAGAGUAUAUAGAGUCGAAGGGCCGCCGGGAAGAUGA